This is a messenger RNA of Glycine soja, 3940 nucleotides long. Its product is annotated as protein PAT1 homolog 1-like. The record is from RefSeq and is a predicted model, not a curated record. The transcript has 3 exons. Gene Ontology annotation, biological process: deadenylation-dependent decapping of nuclear-transcribed mRNA; P-body assembly. Lineage: Eukaryota; Viridiplantae; Streptophyta; Magnoliopsida; Fabales; Fabaceae. Gene Ontology annotation, cellular component: P-body. The coding region runs from base 629 to 3166 and encodes 845 amino acids. Gene Ontology annotation, molecular function: RNA binding.
AAAUUGCUCAAAAUUCAUGAAACAUUUGUAAUUAAAAAAAUUGAAUAUGAAUUCAGAAACCACUGUUAUUGAAACCAGAUUACCCCGGCCAGUUGGAUUGGGAAAUGGACCUGUGGCCUGUUAAGUUUUAUUAUUGGAUUGGGUUUUGAUUUCAUCAAACUGACCUUGAACUGGAUUCAAUCAGUAAGAACCGUCUCCAACUGAACCAUUCUGUUAGGUUCAACGAAAAUCAGGCCAGCUGGCCUGCUUCUGCAGUCAUGCGUCCUGUCACUAUAAUGCAUAACUCACUGUAGGCUUCUGUCAAUGUCACUUCUGUGCAAGGAGGAAAAUGCAAAAUGGCAUCCUUAGGAAUCAACCCAUGACUGUGUAGCUUGCAAUGGGAAGUUCCACCAUUAUGCCAUGAUAGUCAUUUAUUAUGCAUAUGGCAAAGAUAAAACAUAUACCUAAGCUUAACUAUUUACAUUAUAAUUUAUACUACUUCAUACAAUUUUAACCACUGGCUUACCAGCUCGACCAGUGAGCCAUCAAUCCAGUACCCUUGUUGAGUCAAUCGCCUGUCUAAGUUUGAUAACAUUGUUAGAAACAACAAAACACACUAAAAAGAGAAAAAAAGAAAAAGGGCGGAAAAAUGGGCCAGACAGUGAGCAGGCAGACAAAGCAACAUAAGGGGAAAACAAAAACAGAAUCUGGAUUCACCGGAAACAGUCAUGUGCUUGCCAGAAAAUGCAGGUGCUGGCUGGUAAACAUGGGUAAGAAGCCUGAAUCAAACACAGGAGGCAGAGCAUCACACAAAGAGUUGAACAAGGUCGUGAGUGGACCAAGAAGUGCUGGUGUUAUUGGUGAACGGGGAUCAAGAGAAAAUUCUACUUCUGAAUGGUCACAAAGGGAAGAUAGUAUUAACUGGUAUGAUCAGAAUGCUUAUGAUAGUGAAGGUUCUACAGAUGGCAAAAGAUGGUCAUCACAGCCUCAUUCUUCCCUAGCCCAUUUACAUGAUUCAAAGCCCUUGUACAGAACAUCUUCUUAUCCCGAGCAGCAAAGGCAGGAGCAACACUACCACCUCCAACAUUGCUCUAGUGAACCAGUUCCUAACUGGUUUGAUCAGCAUAUUUACGACACAGAAACUGCUCAUGAUCAUGAUGGCAAACGAUGGUCAUCACAGCCACAUUCCUCUGUUGCGCAUUUACAAGAAUCAAAGCCCUUGUACAGAACAUCUUCAUAUCCUGAAAAACAACAGGAGCUUCCUCGUUUUUCUAGUGAACCAAUUUUGGUACCAAAGUCUUCAUUCACUUCUUAUCCUCCCCCUGGUGGUCUAUCUCAGCUGGGUUCUCCAAGCCAUAGUACAGGACACUUGAACAUUCCUUAUCAUACUGGAGCAGCUCAGAUGGUGCUAUCAUCUCAAAAUCGUUCUCAUUUCUCUAAUUCUGCACUACAGCCGAGUGCAUUAAAUCUUGGGUCACAUUUUGGUGUAAGCACACGCCAAUUUCCUACUGGUUCCCAUCAUAAUCAGCGAAUACAGAAUCAAUUGGUCAACCAGGCAGGGUUGUAUCCUGGAGAUCAUUCAAAUCUCCUUAAUAAUAUGUUACAGCAACAAUUACACCUUCAUAAUGGAUCAGUAGCUCCUCACUUGAUGACUCAAUUACAACAACAGCAGCAUAGACUGCAUCAUCCUGGUCAGCGAUCUGCAGGCUACUUAUCAGGCUUCCAGUCUCAUUUAUUCAAUCCCCGCCCUUCCUCUGGCUCAUCUGUAAUCAGCAAAUAUGAACAUAUGCAUGGAAUUACCGAUGGUAGAGAUCAUAAACCAAAAUCAACUCAUAAAGGUAAACACAGUCUUCGUUUUUCCCUACAUGGUUCUGAUGCCAGUAGCCAAAAGAGUGACAGUGGUUCAUUUCAGUUUCGGUCCAAGUAUAUGACAAGUGAUGAAAUAGAGAGCAUUCUUAGAAUGCAACAUGCUGUGACUCAUAGUAAUGACCCAUAUGUAGAUGACUAUUACCACCAAGCUUGUCUGGCAAAAAAACCUAAUGUGGCUAAGUUAAAACAUCCAUUUUGCCCAAGCCAAAUAAGGGAAUAUCCUCCACGAUCCCGUGCUAAUACUGAGCCACAUUCAUUUGUUCAGAUUGAUGCCCUAGGGAGGGUUUCAUUUUCUUCUAUUCGCUGUCCUCGCCCUCUUCUUGAGGUUGACCCUCCAAACACUUCUAGCUCUGAUCAAAAGAUUUCAGAGAAGCCUCUUGAGCAGGAACCUAGGUUUGCUGCUAGAGUCACAAUUGAGGAUGGUCUUUGUCUUCUUCUUGAUGUGGAUGAUAUUGAUCGUUACCUACAGUUUAAUCAGCCACAAGAUGGUGGAACACAUUUAAGACGAAGAAGGCAAGUCCUGUUGGAAGGACUAGCAACUUCACUUCAACUUGUUGACCCACUGGGAAAGAAUGGACACAAAGUUGGGCUUGCUGCUAAGGAUGAUCUUGUUUUCAUUCGGUUGGUAUCUCUUCCCAAGGGACGUAAGCUCCUUGCAAAGUAUCUUCAGUUGCUUCCUCCUGGAAGUGAGCUUAUGAGGAUAGUCUGCAUGACCGUAUUUCGUCAUUUAAGAUUCUUAUUUGGUGGUCUCCCCUCAGAUCCGGCAGCUUUAGAGACUACAAAUAACCUUGCCAAGGUUGUUUGCCAAUGUGUCCGAGGAAUGGAUCUUGGUGCUCUUAGUGCCUGCCUUGCUGCAGUUGUUUGUUCUGCAGAGCAGCCUCCUCUACGCCCCAUUGGAAGCACCUCUGGAGAUGGUGCUUCCCUUGUUUUAAUAUCCGUUCUUGAGAGGGCUACUGAAGUUCUAACUGAUCCACAUGCUGCUUGCAACUUCAAUAUGGGUAAUCGUUCAUUUUGGCAGGCCUCAUUUGAUGAAUUUUUUGGCCUUCUCACUAAGUAUUGCAUGAAUAAAUAUCAUAGUAUCAUGCAAUCCAUGCUUAUACAAAGUACCUCCAAUGUGGAUGACAUUGGACCAGAUGCUGCCAAAUCUAUUGGUAGAGAAAUGCCUGUCGAACUCUUGCGUGCUAGCCUCCCUCACACUGACGAGCACCAGAGGAAGUUAUUGCUGGAUUUUGCUCAACGUUCUGUUCCUGUGGUAGGAUUUAACAGCAACACUGGGGGUAGUGGCGGUCAUGUGAACUCAGAAACAGUGCUAAGUUGAUGGAUCUACAUCAGAAGUUCACUUGUUGAUUAUGGUUUUCAGGUUGAUGAUCACACCGAUGUCGUAAGGACAACCUUGGAUCUGUUCAAGUACAUCUGGAGAAAAAUCUUAAAUGUGGAGAGUGCGAGUUGCCGAGUUGCAUCUAUGAUGGAGGCUUCUGCCUCACCCUUAAUUGUCUACUUGUCAUAAUGUGCAGCUUUGUGAUAAAUUUGCAAUCAGGCCUUUUAUGUCGGGCCCGGCUUGAUCUGUUCCUCAUGUCUUUUCUUUUUCUUGACAGGGGAGCUUAUAUAAUUGUUACUAUGUGUGGCUGGUAGGGACACAGUAGUUGUUAGCAUGUACAGGUUUAGGACAUAUUUGGUUCCCAUGUUUCCUUAUUAUAUAUAGAAGGAUGGGGAUGGAUGGGUUGUACUCAUCAUAUCUUUGAUAGAACCGUUCUGCUGAAACGGUAAGGGCCAUUGAGGGGGUGCAAAUUUCACUGAGACACAGGUUGACCAGUUGGCAAUGGCAUGCUGACAUUCAAAGGAACACUGGUGAAGAAUAAGUCAUGUUGAACUUGUUGCAUAAUUUAUCUUUUGCACUUGAGUUGUCAAUUUGUAGAUAUGUGUUCUUAUGGAUUCCCUAACAUGAGAGUAUUUAGUUUUUUUCCUUCACUGUUUCUCUCUCUGACUUUGGCAUUGUUUUCUUUGGAAAUUUGCUGAGGUUCGUUGUUCACUUGCUCCUUUUCCUAUCUGGAAAUAUAAUUAAGUGGCCACUUUGAUGAUGGAUGGUUGAAAA